AUGGAACAUAUUUUGAAGACAAUACUUGUUAUCUUCGAGAGAAUACUUGUAAUAAUUUUUAUCUUGGAAUUAAUAAUUGGAAAUUUAGGAAAUGGAGUCUUAGCACUGGUGAACUUCAUAGACUGGGUUAAAAGAAAAAAUAUCUCAUUAGUUAAUCAAAUCCUCACUGCUUUGUCAACCUCCAGAAUUUUUCUGCUCUGGUCACUGUUGACAGGUUUAUUCAUCACUUUACGGUAUCCAGAUUUAAUACAGACUGUAAGAAUGAUAAAAUUUCUUAAUAAUCUAUGGAUUAUAAGCAACCAUUUCAGCAUCUGGCUUGCCACAUGUCUAAGCAUCUUUUAUUUUCUCAAGAUAUCCAACUUUUCUAACUUUAUUUUUCUUUAUUUAAAGUGGAGAGUCAGAAAAGCAGUUUCAGUGACACUGUUGGUUUCUCUGGUCCUUUUGUUUUUAAAUAUUUUACUUGUCAACUUGGAAAUUAAUGUGUGUAUAAAUGAAUACGAAAGAAACACAUCCUACAGCUUCGGUACUUAUUACCAUGCAAAUUGUCACAGGCAUGUGUUAAUCCUUCAUAUGAUUUUCCUGACUGUCCCUUUUGCUGUGACCCUGCCAAUUUUCCUCCUGCUCAUCUUCUCCCUGUGGACACACUGCAAGAAGAUGCAGCAGCAUGUCCAAGCAUGCAGAGAUGCCGGCACCACAGCCCACUUUAAAGCCUUGCAAACCAUGAUUGCCUUCCUCCUAUUAUACACCAUUUUUAUCCUGUCUAUGUCACUACAGUUUUUGAAAUAUGAGUUACUGAAGCAAAAUCUUUUCAUUUUAUUUUGUCAGGUUGUUUAUAUAGCUUUUCCUUCAUUCCAUUCAUGUAUCCUUAUUUUGGCAGAUGUGAAGCGGAGACAGGUCCCUCUUUGUGUGGUGGUGGAGAAAAUGCAGGACUAA
Molecule: messenger RNA, 933 nt
Organism: Psammomys obesus (fat sand rat)
Lineage: Eukaryota; Metazoa; Chordata; Mammalia; Rodentia; Muridae
Product: taste receptor type 2 member 117-like
Biological process (GO): sensory perception of taste; detection of chemical stimulus involved in sensory perception of bitter taste; G protein-coupled receptor signaling pathway
Cellular component (GO): membrane
Molecular function (GO): G protein-coupled receptor activity; bitter taste receptor activity
Source: RefSeq, a predicted model, not a curated record